Molecule: messenger RNA, 1386 nt
Organism: Prorocentrum cordatum
Lineage: Eukaryota; Dinophyceae; Prorocentrales; Prorocentraceae
Source: the annotation of a GenBank genome assembly
AUGUUUGCGGACGGGUCUACCGCUGAUCCGAUUGUCUCCGUGCGCGCCAAGGCUGGAUGGAGGUUGGCCCAGGCGUCCCUCGGCAAGAGGCUGUCAUGGCCGACCGCAAAGUUCGAGAUGACGAUGAAUUGCCAGGACAGAGCGGUGGCCAUCCCCAUCGCGCCCUGCUCCGACUGCCUUCUCUGCCCAGGAUUCGUGGCGGGGGGGCGGAGGUCUCCAGAGGUCCCUGGCCUCUCCUGCAGGGCACCACGGGCUUGCGGGCUGCCCUUGAGCAGCGGCAUCAGCAGCAAGCGUGCGCCGCCCGAGGUGCCGCUGAUGCUGAGCGCCGCUGCGGACGCGCGGAGGAUCCAGUGCGACACCACGCAGAUCAAGUUCGCGAACACGGUGAUGUUCAACACGAAGGUGCACCGCUUCACCGUGCGCAACCUGUCCUGCAUCUCCGUGCCCUUCCAGUGGCACGUCGAGGGCGAGCACGGCCACGCCUACGCCGUGGAGCCGGCCGCGGGCGCCGUGCCCCCGAGCGCGGAGCUGCAGGUGGCGGUGCGCUUCGCGCCCGUCGAGGUGGAGGACUUUGGCGCCACCCUCGUCUGCACGUCCUCCGCCGCGGCCGACGCGGGGAAGCCCCCCGAGAUUCUGCGCAGCAAGGAGGAGGCGGAGGAGAAGUUCGAGGCCCGGCCACACCGGCUGCGCGCCCUGCCGAGCGCCGCGGCCGCGCCACGGGGCCUGUCUUCGGCCGUGGCGGCCGCGGGCGCCCCCCGCGGGGGCGGGCCCUCGGGGUUCAUUGCGGAAGAGUACUACAAGAACGAGUUCGGGACUCCAUUCAAUUCCUGGGCGGCUCUCUCCAACGAGACAUGCGAGCCUUGGAAGGUGCCGUACGGCCUGAGCAGACUUCGAGGUGCGGCAGGAGAUGCGGCUCGGCUGGUGUUCACGCGGAUGCCUGCUACGUAUUGGGCCACAAUGCAGCACUUGAGCCAGGACCUGGACUCCACCGCCAGCGCGGUGUCCAGCGGGCGAGCCCUGAGGAGAAGCGACAUCGCUCGGUUGGCCAACGCUCUCGCCAGUGCCGCGGACGCCAACGAGCAGGGGCGCUGGUAUUUGCAGGAGGCGCGACGCCUGGACCAGAUGCCCUCGGACGUGGCGCUGCGGCUGGCGCGAGCGCUGGGCAACGUGGAGUCGCACGCCCGGUUCCUCUUCGCCGCCGCCUUCCCAUGCAGCCGCGACGCCCCGCACAUCCCGUACAGGGAAGAGAACCACCAUUAUGUUGUAUACCCUGGUGGCCCCGAAGCGGCCAAGACUCACGAGGAGCGGAGGCUGGCCCAGGACCUGAAGAACUUCGAGUGGGCCUCGAUGCGCGCCGACCCCGGCGAGCUGAGGGACUUCCUGUGA